AUGUACGACUGUCCGAUUUACCGAGAAUUGAAAACUCUACCUUCUGGAGGCGGCGGCGCGACUGGGGGAGACGAGCUGCGAGACGGCGAGGCGGAGGCGCGGGUAGAUGUCGGCGGCGUAGGAGAUCGCGUCCCUGAGAAGAUGAUUCGCCAAGCCAAGAUAUUAAAGAAGGUCAGCUUAAAUCGGGUUCUUACGGAGAUUGGCUCAAAGCCACAGAAACUCCCUUUCAUCACCCCCCAACCCAUUUCUCCUUCUCAAUCUGAUCCCCGCACAAACAACCAACCAGAUUCGGAUAACCAAGCUUCUCAAGAAACUAUAACUCCCAAAGCCUCAGAUAAACCUCCAACAACUCCAGUGCAAACCACUCUCAACCCUCCCUUGCCUAUUAUGAAUACCUCUCCCCAUAUUAACAACAGUUCCUUUGAUAAUGACAGUAAAUCAGCAUCCAACCUAACCCCCCCUAACACAACAACUACCAUUCCUUCUCCACCACCAAAACAGGAAACUACUAAACCAAAUACCUUAGCUAACCUUCUAACCUCAGAAAUCCCUCUGCACUGCUCCCCCAUGGAGGAAACCCCCACCAAUUGCUCAAAUGAUCCAAAUCAAACUGAACCUAGAACCACCUGCAAAAAAUGGAAGAGAAAGCCUGGGCCUAAACCUAAUAUCACACAAGAGUUCUCUCCAUGGAUGCAAAGCAAACAAGGAACCCUCACUGUGGCUAAAGCGCUGGGAAUAAUUAAAUACAUGAGAUAG
This is a messenger RNA of Striga asiatica, 756 nucleotides long. Lineage: Eukaryota; Viridiplantae; Streptophyta; Magnoliopsida; Lamiales; Orobanchaceae. The record is from the annotation of a GenBank genome assembly.